AUGAGCCACGGGAUAGCCAGGCUGAGUAUUUCGAUUAAGCGCUUCAGCGUUCUGCCCAAAAAGGAAGAGCCAAAGACGAUGAAAAGUGAAAGUGAGUUCACGUUGACUCAGAGCACACGCGAAAGGAUCCAACGAUCAUCCCUCUACAUCAAAAGUCCUUACGAGAUACAAGCAGAGCCCUUGGUGAGUUCAUUUGGGUCAAUGGCAUACAACCGAAAUGCGAUCAACAAUAUGUCGACGAUCACUCAGCAAAGUGUGUACAAGAAAGGAUGUACAAAGGAUGUCUACAAAAAUCGGCGAAUGUCAUGGAGGUCGAAAAACACUUCUGAAGAGAAAAGAGACUUAAUGUUAGUUGCCUCUGACGACAACUGCCCCAACGUCCUCUCCGACAAAGAGUUAAAAGAGUACUUGAAGGAAGAACACAAAAAACAAAAGCUGUUGUUAUCGGACGAUCCUUCGAAGAAAGGCGAAAUGGUGUUUGACAUUCAGUGUCUGCAGAGUCACAUAGUUACAACAGUGAAAGAGUGUUUGACGAAGACACUCAAACAAGUUGUUGAAAAGUUGUUGAAAACAAAGAAAGAAACCGUCAACACAGAACAACUUGUCUUCAGAAAUCACAACGGGAAAACACUAGAAAAGGACGUGACAAUGAAAACAGCGUUGAGCAAUAACGUCCUUUGCAUUUAUGUGUCAUUGGAUACAACACCAUUCACAUUACCAAAGAUAUACCCAAUGGACGUGCACAAGAACGACCCUCAUAAUGCAAUACCACAGGUCGUUUUUAAUAUGUGUUGGUGGAUCUAUACGUAUGGUCAUUCCAUCGAGGGCAUAUUCAGAAUAUCAGGAAAAACCGACUUUGCGAAGAAAAAGGUGUCGAAUUUAGUUGUGUGCGACACUUCGUUUCUGUACCAAAUGAAACAACAAACCUCCGAUGUUCACAACGUCGUCGCGACGCUGAAACUGUAUUUGAGGGAAUAUACUAACAGUCUUAUCAAUUAUGAAGACAUCAAAACCAUUAACGUGCAAAAGGACAAAGUCGCUUUCAUAAUCGAGUGUUUACAAAAAGGGAGGCGUGAGGACUUGGAGUGCAUCAGUAUAUUGUAUGGCCUGAUUGCACGACUUGUGAAGUACGCGCAAAUACACAAAAUGACUCUCAAGAACUUUGCGAUGAUCCUUGGUCCUUUAGUCAUUCACCCUGGGAGCUCUGUGAAUGCGAUCAACGCAACGUGCAAUCAAAUUGAGUUUUCAAGAGUACUUGCAACCAACUACGACCAAGUGAUGGCGGGCUUGAACUUGUCGAACCCUUUUGUCGAGUUUCCAGACAAAAAGGGGAUGUCCAAUUUCGACUCCACCCAAGUCGAUCUUGUGCUCAAUGAAAUCAAAAACCAGUCGAUUAAGAGUCUUUCACAAAUCGAGAAGCUUCAAUCGUUGAUAGAAAUGCCUGAAACUAUUUCUUAUCUCAACACCGUCAAACCAGCCCUUGUCUUGGACGUCAUCUCCUCGAUAACGCAGUUCAUCGACUUAUGA
Entamoeba invadens IP1 is the source of this 1527-nucleotide messenger RNA. RefSeq lists its product as hypothetical. Bases 1 to 1527 code for a protein of 508 amino acids. Lineage: Eukaryota; Evosea; Mastigamoebida; Endamoebidae. Gene Ontology annotation, biological process: positive regulation of GTPase activity; signal transduction. The record is from RefSeq and is a predicted model, not a curated record. The transcript has a single exon. Gene Ontology annotation, molecular function: GTPase activator activity.